This is a messenger RNA of Tachysurus vachellii, 3011 nucleotides long. It is a transcript of the gene lpl2a, whose product is annotated as lipoprotein lipase. Gene Ontology annotation, biological process: lipid metabolic process. Lineage: Eukaryota; Metazoa; Chordata; Actinopteri; Siluriformes; Bagridae. The record is from RefSeq and is a predicted model, not a curated record. Gene Ontology annotation, molecular function: lipoprotein lipase activity; apolipoprotein binding. The transcript has 10 exons. The coding region runs from base 104 to 1600 and encodes 498 amino acids.
CAUUUUCUUUCGCGUUUUUUAUUCAGUCUGUGAAGGAGCUCCUGCGGAAUAAAAAAAAUACUUAUAUCCAAGUGCGCAAAAAAAAAAAGAAAUGAAUUAAGAAAUGAUUCGCGCAUUCAAAUGUGUCUUCUGUGUGUUCUGCCUCGCAGCUCUGGAGGGACCAUCAUACACUUUCAGUCUCCAUGCUUCUUUAACAGAUAACAUAUUGGAGCCCCUCAAGAGCCUGUUUCUCCAAAGAGAGCCAAGCAAGGCCCAUUCCAGGUUUUCCCUAAGGAAACCAACGUUGCCUGACGAAGACAUCUGCUACAUUGUGCCAGGCAAAUCUGAAACCUUGCACAACUGCAGUUUCAACAGUACAGCAAAAACGUUUCUGGUGAUACAUGGAUGGACGGUGAGUGGGAUGUUUGAGAGCUGGGUGGCCAAACUGGUAGCCGCGCUGUAUGACAGGGAGAAAGGUGCCAACGUGGUAGUGGUGGACUGGCUGGACAUAGCUCAGAAUCACUAUGGUGUAGCAGCACAUAAAACUCAAGAGGUGGGACAAGAGGUUGGACGAUUCAUUGACUGGAUAGAGGGGACAACCAAUAUUCCUCUGGAGAAAGUUCAUCUCAUUGGCUACAGCCUUGGUGCCCACAUUGCUGGAAUCGCAGGCAGUAGUGCCAACAAAAAAGUUGGAAGGAUAACAGGUCUUGAUCCAGCAGGACCAGAUUUUGAAGGAGUCCACGCACACCGCCGGCUUUCCCCUGAUGAUGCCCAUUUUGUGGAUGUUCUUCACACCUUCUCAGGAGGAUCUCUGGGCCUCAGCAUUGGUAUCGAACAGCCAGUUGGCCAUGUGGACAUAUACCCGAAUGGAGGUAGCUUCCAACCUGGCUGCAACCUACGAGGAGCCCUCAAGAACCUGGCAUCUUAUGGAUUGCUUGCAAUGAACAACGUCAUCAAUUGUGAGCAGGAGAGAUCAGUUCAUCUGUUUAUUGACUCAAUUAUAAAUGGGGCAGAGGCCAGUAAAGCCUACAGCUGCGGUAGCAGUGCAAUGUUUGAGCGUGGAGUGUGUCUCAGGUGCCACAAGAACCGUUGCAGUACAGUGGGCUAUGAUACCAGGAGGGUUCACAAACCGCGCAGUAUGAAAAUGUUCACCAAGACCCGAGCUUCCAUGCCAUUUAGUGUUUUUCAUUAUCAGCUGAAGAUGCACUUCACAACACAGACAACUCAAUCUGUGACAGAAUUCAUGGUAACCGUUUCUCUUUAUGGCAGUAAUGGCAGUGCGGAAAAUCUCCAUCUUAAUGUCAGAAAAGGAGAAAUUGGCAGCAGCAAGACCCAUUCCUUCCUCUUGGUUACGGAGGAAGAUAUUGGUGAGCUGCUGAUGCUUAAGUUAAAGGUGGAGGACUCGUCCUCACUGCUCAACAUGAUGUGGCCUUGGUGGAAAGGAGAUUUUCCUGAACUUCAUGUCAGAAAAAUUAGCAUUUGGAUCGGGGAGAUGCAAAAAAAGAUGAUAUUUUGUUCAAAGGAUCACCAAAAUACAAAUCAGCAAAAUUCUGAGGUAAUUUUUGUGAAAUGCAAAAACACAUGGAGGAGAUCCGUAAGGUACAAGUAUAUCAGCCAAUGAGAUGACAAAAUUUUAUCCCCUGGGGUGAAGCACUUGAAUUAUUAUUUAUUCUGAUUUUAUUUAUUUACUUCUGUAUUUGCAUUUGAAGUCUCUCUUAUGUAAUAUUUUAUAUUAUUUUAAUGCAUUAUUGUAAUGUAUUUAAAACAUCCUUUUUUACAAGCACUUAUUUUUUAACUCAUGGUUGUUUGAUGCAUAAUAAAACGGUACAAAUGUCUGUGAUGGAGAUUUAGUAAAGGCCAAAGCCUGGAAGCUGCACAUUACACACCACUGCUAUGCUCUGCUCUUGAACACAGCACUCAGAGAACCUCAGAUGAACUAAACAUUGGAUUCAGUUAGAAUAAAUAUAAAUGUCCUAGAUUAGAUAUUACAUUAGAUAUUAGGUUCAAGUACAUUGUAUUAAUCAUUGGAUUUGACAUUAGGAUAGAUUUGAUUAUAUAUUUUAUUCAUUAGAUACUACAUUAGGAUUUGGUUUAUAUUAGAUCAGAUAUCAGAUUAGAUAUUGCGUUAUGGUAGAUAUUAGAUAUUAGAAAAUGUUAAGUUAUAUAUUGAUGUUAAAUUUGGUAUUAGAAUUAGAAUAUAGUCUAAUCUCUAACAGCUAAUAUUGAAUUGAAUAAAAUAUCGAAUUGAAUCUAAUCUAAUAUAUAUUCUAAUAUCAGAUUUUACAUCAAAUAUAAUUUAACAUGUCUAGUUAAAUACGAUUAGAUUUUAGAUUUGAUUACAGAGGUGUAGUGAAUCUGGGAGGGCAGCAGAUGUGAAUAGGGGUUUAUUUCACAAUUCAUUUAACAUGUUACUGAACAUUCAUUCAACAUGUUUGCUGAAUUUAUAUCAGAUUUUUCACAUAGAGAAAGAGAAUGAGAUCUUACUGUACAUAGUUUAGAGCUUUGUUUAGAGCCAUUUAGGUACCUAAUGCCUUAUUCUAAUGUUUUUAUUGCAUUCAAAAUGGCUUCACAGAUUGUACUAAAUGCCUUUAUUCCAUUUUUUAAAAAAAUGUAAAAGCUAAAAAAGUUUAAUUGGAGAUAUAUUAAAGGAAUAGACUCCAUGAGACAUUUGAAAAGUCUUUGAAAACCCACUCCCAGAUGUUUUUCUUCUUUCCAUUUCUUAUCUUGUCUUUACUUGAUGGCACAGAAUGUAUUGGACUAUUUUCAAAUAUUCCAUUAAUUUUGAACACCACAAUAAGUGUUUUUUAAGGUAUUUUAAAUUUAUAGUGACCCUAACUGAUAGCAUAAAGCUGUGCUAACCCUAAAAAAGCUCAGCUAAAUGUUGAAUGUGUGAAGUUUUGCACUUUUAAACAAUGCACAGCAUUCUUGUUCGUGUUUUUGGAGUAUAAUGUUGUAAGCAAUGGUUAUAUAAAAUGAAACAUUGUAAUAUGUGAAUAUUAAUAAUAAAAAAACAACUAAUCACUCAAUCGACU